CACACAAGGCAAACUGACGAAACGUAUUUAGGAGCAAACAUUACUGGAAGCGGUAUUUUAAAGAUGUGUAAUACCAACCCCAGUGCCGUGUUGAUUCCUUAUGGGCUCAAGGUACCCAAUCCAACACCGUAUAUGCCUUUCGGUACUAACGUCUCUCAGAUGGCAUUAGACUUACAGCGGGCUCAGUUUUACGAUUACAGUACCCGUCUACAGUAUGGCCUUAGGGCAGGGUACCCAAACUCCCUGGGUCUGACACCUUACCACGCUCAUCCCGGAACCGAUCCGUAUAUGCACCCGUACCUGUACAAGGACCCACGGGCGCGUUACAUUCACGAGGAGCCGAAACCUAACCAUAGUUAUAUAGGACUUAUUGCCAUGGGUAUUCUGAGCCAUAGAGAUAAUAAAUUGGUUCUCAGUGAUAUCUAUCAGUGGAUAUUGGAUAAUUAUGCUUACUUCCGGACAAGGGGACCUGGAUGGAGAAACAGUAUCCGUCACAACUUGUCACUGAACGAUUGUUUUAUAAAGUCAGGACGGAGUGCUAACGGAAAGGGGCACUAUUGGGCUAUACAUCCGGCCAACCUCGAAGAUUUUAAGAAAGGGGAUUUUCGUCGAAGGCGUGCACAAAGAAGGGUAAGGAAACAUAUGGGCCUUUCAGUGCCAGAUGAUGAAGAAAGUCCCACACCCUCUCCAACUUCUACGUCUAUAACGUGGGAUGAAAACGACCCGAUUACUGAGACUGAGGACAAACGGGAAUUGGACGAAACAAGCGACAAACCUGAUACCGGUAUGCACGAUCCGGCAACUAUAAACUCUAUGAAUAUGAUGGUUGUCGAAAAUACUAUAAAUAAUCAUCAACAAACCAGAUCAAAGAAAAGACUUUUCGACGUGGAAAGUCUCCUCGCGCCUGAUAACUUUGAUACUAAACGUCACUGUUUAAACGAAUCAAGAUUUCGGACGGUGGACCGAAAACUGGCUAUUGAGGAGGAUGUCACAGUGGACGUUGGGACAGACAAUGUGCAGAAUACGGACAUCGAAAAUGAACAAUCGCCAAAGGACUUGUCAUUAACAAAUACAGAAAACUCAGACGGAAAUACUGACAAGGAAAACGUUGUUGCACGCGUAUCAGGUACCAUUGUCCCUGUCUCCGGGGAAAUGUAUGGUGACGUCACACCGGGUGGGGAAAAGGACAUUAUUCGACAGACCGGCAUGUUAUUUAGUUCAGUUGGGAGCGAUAGUGUCUGGAAACACGGAUGCAAGAACUUUUCAUUGAUGGCGUCCCGACCAAGCGCUUUCCAUAAUGCCAGAAUGUGUUCAUGGGGAUCACUGUCACCUUAUCUUGCUACGUAUCCUUUGGUCAGUAUGAAGGGUCACUAUCCUCUUGUGAUUCCGAGGUCAAGUGUUAGUAUGGACACUGCACAAAAGUGGCAGGAAACUGUCGCGCAGCUUGCCACCAGCAAUCAGGAGGAAAAACCACUCUCAUCGGACGAAUAACAAUAUUUACUGAUUAGUGUACACUAGAAACUUAGAGAUGUCAUUUGUGCAUUUACGGUGAAAGUGAAAGAAAGACAAUUUAAUUUAUGAAUGAACUGUUAAAUGAAACCAAAACAAAAUUGUUUAAGUCGUGAGAUACUUUCAAUAUUUUAUCUUGUUAAAUGAUAGAAGAAUGACAUAUAUUUAUAUAAUGCUUGGUGCUAGGAUGAAUAACCAUAUUGUUUCCAGAUUUAUGUGUAUGUAUGUCAGUGUCAAUUGUAUAUUGAAAUAUGCCUCUAACUUAGGUAUGAUAAAGAACACUGUCCAACCCAAACGUAUAUGAAAAGAAUAAAUUACAAAAAUAAGAAAUGUUGUCGA
Mizuhopecten yessoensis (Yesso scallop) is the source of this 1848-nucleotide messenger RNA. RefSeq names its product forkhead box protein J3-like. The record is from RefSeq and is a predicted model, not a curated record. The transcript has a single exon. Bases 64 to 1491 code for a protein of 475 amino acids. Gene Ontology annotation, molecular function: DNA-binding transcription factor activity, RNA polymerase II-specific; RNA polymerase II cis-regulatory region sequence-specific DNA binding. Gene Ontology annotation, biological process: regulation of transcription by RNA polymerase II; cell differentiation; anatomical structure morphogenesis. Lineage: Eukaryota; Metazoa; Mollusca; Bivalvia; Pectinida; Pectinidae.